AUGUCUGACAACGAUAGCUUUGCGUCUGACCCCGGAGAGGAACCUGAGUAUGAGGUCGAACGUAUCCUCAAGCAGUCCACCUUCGAAGGGAGGACCGUGUACCUGGUCAAAUGGCUCAACUUUGGCGACGAACAGUGCACGUGGGAGCCAGCGGAGAGCUUUUUGACCCCCUCGACGCUUGCUGAUUGGGAACAACAGCUCGCGAAACAUGACACUUUGGACGAAGAUGAAGUUGCUCGAGUCCAGGCGCGCAUGGACGCGUUUCAGCUAGCCCAGGAGCAAAAGAGACUUGCGAGAGAGCAAAAAUUGGCAGAAAAACCCAGGACGAAGCGACUCUGGGAGGAAUCAAUGAGACGACCACACGAUCCUUCUUUAACACCGAAGCGUCCACGUUCAGACCAGCACAUGUCGCCGAAAAAGGGUAUUGCUCAAGUGAAAUCCCAUGGACAUGCAAACUCCGCCUCAGCUGCUUCGAAGAAUCUGACAAGCAGCGUCGAUAGCCCCAUUUCUAGAAGCGCCGAAGCCAUCUCUACUCUGUCGUCGUCCUUGCCAAAAGUCACAAAGAAAACGGACAAUGUUGCUCAGACGUCGAAGAAUAGCGCCUCUGGAGUUAUUACAAAUCACACAAAUGUGCCACGAGAGUCGGAUAACGUCGGCGUUGCACCGCGGCCGCGAAAGCUGAGUAUGAGCGAAAAUGCAGCCACGGCAAGCCACCUGAAGGACAAGACGGGACAGCGGUUCAGGAACUUGAGUCAUCAAAACAACUUCGUGAAAAAGGCUCGUCGAGAACCUCCGCCUGACAUGUCGAAACUCGACCUGAAGUCACCCGAUGAAUGGGUUAAUCAGACUCAGUUUGCUCGUCAGGAUACAUCACAAAGGGAUGCAGGCAAAGACUCUCCACUGUUUGUGCCAGAAGAUUCCCAAACAAAUCGACUGUCAAUACAAGAUGCACAUGACCCAGUCGACACUCUCGGCAGCCCCAAAGAUGAAGGGCCACAACGAGACGUCACCACCAAGGCCCGUGAUACAGUUGCAGAGGAGCGCCAGUCGACCGCUGCGAAUGAUGCUUGGAACAUAGACGCACCCACCCAACAUCCGCAAAGACAAGCAUUGGAUGACACCACUAGCCUUCGCAAUUCAUUGGCAUCAGGGCCCACAGAGAAGCAAACUGGAGCUGCGAGACCGCUACUUGCACGAACAGUAUCUCAUGGUCCCCUCGCUCCAACAGCACCACAACUUCCACCUCUAGACACACCGGGGCCUGGUAGAAGAGUGUCUGCUAAUGCAGUUCUGUCUGCAGCAUCAGAGAGAUCAGAAGUCGACAGACGGCCGCUUCCAAACAGUGAGCCUCACAAGGCAAGCAAGUCCGAUGUGCCUGCGCGGGCAGAGACGGCUUUACACCAGCCGGGUCUAGACAAGCACAUUUCUAGGCGACCUUCUGCCAAGCCCCCGUUCACGGGAGACGAGAUCCAUACUGCCUCCAAUGGCCGCACCUUUAGAAAAGGAGAGGUCAUUAUCAACCUAAAAUUUGGAGAUCACGUGGUAGGAGAUGUGAGAUUUGUCUGCUUGCCCUGGUGGACUAGUGGGAAGAUAAUUCACCUCAAGGAUCCGCACGCAAGGUCAAUUCAACUUCACUUUGAGCAGAGGCUCGUAAUGGAUGUUGAUGGGUUUUCAUUUUUAUCGCAGAACAUCGAUAGGCGCCGACAUGGCGUAGGAGCAAUCGAGCCUUACGAAGAUACACAAGCGGCCGCUGACAGUCUAACUCAAUACCUCGAGGAAAACAACCUUGGUGCUGUAUGGGAGUAUCCUGGAGACACUCUUCUGCUAGUGCUCUUCUCGCCUCAAGCACAGGGAUGGCAGCAUCUGGAGCAGGCUCCGCCUCCUAACUCCAAGUCUCGCUUGCAUCUUGCUGUUCUGAACAAGUUUCCAGGGGUGUCUUUGCAAAAACUAGGAAUGGCAGACGCGCAGCCGUUGUCGUACAACCAAAAUACGGGCCAAGCAAUUCGGUCCCAGACUGAUCUCUCGCGACCGCAUCUGCCAUUGCCUUCUCCAGAGCAAGCCUCUACCUAUGCACAGAGUCCUACUGAACUGCCAACGCCGAUAUUAGGCUCAUCAUCGCCUAGGAAAGACCGAGUGACCCCUGUUCACACUCCAAAGUCUCCCCAUAGGCAGGACUUGAUACCGUUCAAUGAUGCCAUGGAUUGGACGCCUUUCUCUCCCGCUGGAGAGUCUCGGAUAUUGUUCCCGGCAAAUUUUGACGCGAUGAUUUUCGGGCCAGAUCGGACACAAAAGAGGCCGCGUGUAUUCAUCGCAUUCGCGAACUCUUACCCAGCAGACGCCAAGGCUCUGGAGGAAUGGCUAUCCCAGCACAUGAGGUCUCGUCAGAUCUAUGCUGACAGCGGAGAGAGCGACUGGACUGACUUCAAAGGCGAAAUUGGGGACCAACCAGGCGUUAUCAUCUUCCACGAGCGGUACCCCUGUUAUUGCGACAUGCCUAGUUUAUACAAAUACCUUCGAUCGGCAUCUCUGUCUUGUUUCAAAUUGUCAUUCGGAGAGUCGAGCGAGCACCGGUCCGACCGGAGAUCUGCCCUCACCAGACUCUUCCCUCGUGGCACAGUUCUGUGCAUCACCGAGGACUCGAUGAAGAACCAUUCAGAAGGAGCGUUGUUGGCCAUGAAAUGGUUCGAAGACGCCUCGACCGGCAAAGCGCAGUUCUGGAAACUGGUACUUUUGCCGGAUUUCUUGUCCUGGAUCUUGCGUCGGAUUGACGUGGUCGAGCACGAGGUUCAGCAGAGAUAUAUCGGCAUGCUCGAAAUCUCGUACAGGCUGCGUGCGCGCUCGUCCGAAGAGUCGUCCACCAAGAGGCGCCACCAUGAGGACCCCGAGAAAUUCAUCAAAGAUCAUCCUGCGAGCGAGGACGAGGAACUCGUCGUGUCACCUAAAGGCUUGCCGGCGUACGUCGUCCCAUGGGACAAGGCUGACAUGAGUGCCGACGCCGUAGACGCACGGGAUAAGGCUCUUGUCGAAUAUUUUGUCGGUUGGUCGGCCAUGAAUGCCACGAAGCAUCGGUUGUUCACGGUCGUGGACACGAAUCGCACCAACAAAACCGAGAACCAUUCCUCGCAUAUUUGGUUCAGAGAGCCUGCUUCGUUCAAGCCAAAAGAGAGCAAGUGA
Cladophialophora carrionii CBS 160.54 is the source of this 3174-nucleotide messenger RNA. RefSeq lists its product as uncharacterized. Gene Ontology annotation, molecular function: chromatin binding. NCBI's taxonomy places the organism in Eukaryota, Fungi, Ascomycota, Eurotiomycetes, Chaetothyriales, Herpotrichiellaceae. The transcript has 3 exons. Gene Ontology annotation, biological process: chromatin organization; negative regulation of transcription by RNA polymerase II. Gene Ontology annotation, cellular component: pericentric heterochromatin. Bases 1 to 3174 code for a protein of 1057 amino acids. The record is from RefSeq and is a predicted model, not a curated record.